AUGGAACCGUGGACAUGGUGCUGGUGGUGGUUAUCGUGGUGGUGCCCCAGUCAACCAAAUCCAAACCUUAAUUUAGCUGCUGUUGGGCUUACCCCUAGUGGUAUUGGUGAGGCUGAAGGACCUGAUCGUAUAUUUGUUGGGGGUUUACCGUACUACUUUACUGAGGUACAGAUAAGAGAGCUGCUAGAAUCCUUUGGAACGUUGCGUGGGUUUGAUCUUGUGAAGGAUAGAGAUACUGGAAACUCUAAAGGAUAUGGUUUAUGUGUCUAUGAGGAUCAAGCAGCCACAGACGUUGCCUGUGCUGCACUUAAUGGCUUAAAAAUGGCGGAUAAAACACUCACAGUCAGACAUGCAACCAUAAGCGGGCAGAUGAAAUCUGAACAGGAGACCAUUAUGGUCCAGGCUUAG
This is a messenger RNA of Lactuca saligna, 408 nucleotides long. The record is from the annotation of a GenBank genome assembly. NCBI's taxonomy places the organism in Eukaryota, Viridiplantae, Streptophyta, Magnoliopsida, Asterales, Asteraceae.